CGUCAUUUUGAAAGAAAAAGUAAAUGUCCAUGGUUAUUUCCCGGGUUUAAUCAAGAUUAAUCGACUUUCGUUUUAGUAGAGCUAAUGCGCAUUAACUAAAUAUAUGUGGCCGAGUAUAGAUGCCUAAAAGGAAUAUAACAAAUCCGAGAGUAUGAGUCUUCAACUACUGACAGUUCCGACAAAACUGAAUGCCCUAUCAUUGAAAUUGGGCUACGAUGCUGAUAUCCAGAACAAUAUCAACAGGAUUUCGGCAAAAACCAGUACUGCUGCAAACUCCUUUAAAGCAACCAUGACUAACGAAGGAAGUCAGGUUUUAGUCAAUAAAUCAAUGUUAAUGACGUCAUUGUCUCCAAGUGACGUCAAAAUCACAAAUAUGAAGAGUUCAUUGAACGCUGCAACACGAGCGUUGCAAGCAAAUAAGAAGCAGGUCAUCAGUCUUCAGACAGAUAUUCACAGCAACGUCGAAUCAUGUAGAGGACGGAAGACAGCGCAUGAAUCAGAACUGACCACAAAGCGUACAAGAAUAUCAACCAUUCGGUCUGAAAUAGAAAGUCUAGAAACCAGUAUACAGGCACAUGAUACCGAGGCUUCUACUGUAGAAAAUGGAGCAGCAGAAUUAGACAAAAGGGCUCAUGAUAUUAGACAGGCUGCUAGGAGGAAACGAAAGAGAGCUGGACUCGGGGGCAUCAUUGGUGGAGUUGUUGGUGUGGUGUUCGCGCCAUUUACAGGUGGAGCCAGUCUAGCACUGGCGACAGCUGCUGCGGGUAUUAACGCGGGGAUCAACAUCAAUGAUGCUGAUGAUUGCGACAGAAAUGCUAGACGUCUUCGGGAUGAGGCAGCAACAAAGAGAAACCAUGUUCAAACACUACGGUCGAAGAAAGCCUCUCUUGAUGGCCAAAAAGCAUCACUGGAAUCUGAAAUUGCAAAAUUGCAGAACAGCACAGAUAAACUAAAUGAAGCAUCACGAGUUCUGCAGGAAGUGACUGAUUUCCUACGUAGGUCAAUAAAUGAUAUUGACAAUGUCCUGAACGUUUUCCAGAACAUGGACACUGCAAUGGCUGAAGCUUUACUACAGACAGAUUCAUUUAAGAUUAUCCAGAACGCAUUUGCACAACAACCGGAAAAACUUGGCUCUCGUGCACAAGUUUACCUGGAUCAACUUAAGGGAAAAUGGACACAACUUGAGACUGUACUUUUGCAACAUGGUGCCAAAAGCAUUUCAUGUUAGACGUGCAAAAAGUUGGAACAUAAUAAAAAAUGUGAAGCACAGCAUAUUAGACUACAAGAUCAUGUGAUGACAAAGACCAUGUGAUGACAAUUUUGAAAAGCAUGUAAUGUUAGACUACAAGACCAUGUGAUGACAAUUUUGAAAAGCAUGUAAUGAUAGACUACAAGAUCAUGUGAUGACAAUUUUGAAAAGCACAUUAUGUUAGACUACAAGAUCAUAUACUAACAAUUUUGAGCAGACAUAAAUCUGUGUAUCACCAAGUGCAGUUUUUGAUCAUAAUCUAGGAAAAGGCUUGUUGUUAAUUUUGUUUUUCUGUAACUUUCAUUUGUGCAUUUAUUAUACAUGUACUAAUAAAUAAAACUAACGAUAAGCAAUAAAAUCUCUUAAAAAUGUA
Mercenaria mercenaria is the source of this 1622-nucleotide messenger RNA. RefSeq lists its product as uncharacterized. Lineage: Eukaryota; Metazoa; Mollusca; Bivalvia; Venerida; Veneridae. The coding region runs from base 152 to 1228 and encodes 358 amino acids. The record is from RefSeq and is a predicted model, not a curated record. The transcript is spliced from 6 exons.